Molecule: messenger RNA, 2175 nt
Organism: Nymphalis io (European peacock)
Lineage: Eukaryota; Metazoa; Arthropoda; Insecta; Lepidoptera; Nymphalidae
Product: sodium- and chloride-dependent glycine transporter 1-like
Exons: 12
Coding region: 108-2045 (645 amino acids)
Biological process (GO): sodium ion transmembrane transport
Cellular component (GO): membrane
Molecular function (GO): glycine transmembrane transporter activity
Source: RefSeq, a predicted model, not a curated record
CAUGUACGUGUGUUGAAAUUUAACGUUUUCUCUUCAUUUUAAGUGCAUAUGUUUCACGUAAAGUAUAUUUGUUUAGAAUUUAAUGAUUCGGAGUCCUGCUUAUUAAAAUGGCUGGUGGAAAUAACACUAUGAACGAGGUAAAGACCAAAGGCAAUCUGCCGGAAAACAGCAAUGAUACUGCCUUGAACGAUACUCCCGAGCGAGCAGCGUGGGGACGACCGCUGGAAUUCAUAUUGGCAUGUCUGGGAUACGCCGUCGGACUUGGGAAUGUCUGGCGAUUCCCUUACCUGUGCUACAGAAAUGGAGGAGGUGCAUUUCUGAUCCCGUUUUUCUUGAUGCUGGUCCUAAUUGGACUUCCGAUAUUCUACCUUGAGCUGUAUAUUGGACAAUAUACAGCUUUGGGGCCAAUAAAGGCCUUCGGCUCGAUCGGUCCUUUCUUCAGUGGUGUCGGUUACUGUACAUUAAUUGUAAUCAGUAUUAUAUCAAUAUAUUUCAUGAUCAUCAUUGCUUGGACGAGUUUUUACACAUUUAUGUCAAUUGGGGGCCAACUUGGUUGGGGAUCCUGUGAAAACGAAUAUAACAGCGACUUUUGUUACAGUGGAGCGUAUGAUAAGGAGUGCAGAAUGAAUAACACAGGGGAAUCUACAGAUCUGACGUAUUAUCUACGAAAGUGCAUGAGCAUUGAUGAAAUAUGUAAAAUGACAGGAUUCGAUGCAUACGAUGGAAAAUAUUGCUGGAACGGAACUGAAACAGUACCUUGGUACUCAAACGUCACCAGGCGACUAGCUUCCGAAGAGUACUACAAUGAACGUGUAUUAGGACGAGGUGAUGCUACUUGGGAGAAUUGGGGAUCCAUCCAGUGGCAUAUUGUUGGAUGUCUUUUCUUUUCAUGGUUUGUGGCCUUUCUAUGCGUUAUCAAAGGUGUACAGUCAGCGGGAAAAGUAGUAUAUUUUACGGCUCUAUUCCCAUACGUGAUGUUAACAGCUUUACUAAUCAGGGGUGUGACGUUGGAAGGAGCUGCAGAUGGAAUACUGUUCUACCUGUCCCCAGAUUGGAAUACACUAUUGCAAGCCCGAGUCUGGGGUGAUGCAGCUUCACAGAUCUUCUACUCUUUCGGUGUCGCUUGCGGCUCUCUGGUGACCCUGGCAUCCUACAACAAGUUCAACAAUAACUGUCAUUUCGACGCCAUAUUCGUUAGCUGUACGAACUUUUUGACAUCGAUAUACGCGGGAUUUGCUAUAUUUUCAGUUCUUGGAUUUCAAGCUCAUAUGAUGGGAGUCAGCGUUGAUGAUGUAGCUGAGCAAGGACCAGGAUUGGCAUUCGUAGCGUACCCUGAAGCAAUCCUUCAGAUGCCGAUACCACAACUCUGGGCUAUUCUUUUCUUCUUCAUGCUUUUUAUACUGGGUCUUGGCAGUCAGUUUGCUGGUAUCGAAGCUAUAAACACGGCGAUUGUUGAUCAAUGGCCUCAACUCCGGAAAAGAUAUUGGAUGGUGACCGCGGCCACGUGCUUCACGUGUUUCAUCCUUGGUCUACCAAUGUGCUUCAGUGGAGGUGUUUAUUUAUUCACCUUACUGGAUUGGAAUACCGCGGCAUGGGCUAUCUUACUUAUUGGAAUCGCUGAGACCACAGCGGUGUCGUGGAGCUACGGCAUUAACCGCGCUAUGCGGGACUUGGCUUCCAUGGAUAUGAAACUAAAUAAAGUGCUGAGGUUUUACUGGAAGGCUGCCUGGACGUUUACCGUUCCUGUUGCGAGUUUUGGUGUUUUAGUUUUCGUUUUCUCGGAUUGGUCACCGCCUUCAUACGAGGAUUAUGUAUUUCCACUAUUCGCUGAUCUACUCGGAUGGGCUGUUGGUUUUUCUACGUUGAUUUUAUUCCCUGUUGGAAUAUGUUGGGCUCUAUAUAAAGGAUAUAGGGGCAAAGACCUGUUCAAACCGACACCACUAUGGAAGCCAGCUGUCAAAACCAUUGAACCUUCAGAUUCCUUUUCCAACAUGGUUGAUGAUCCAGAGCGCGCGGGACACGAUAAUAUUGCAUAUAUGUCGUAAAAAAAAUUAUAUAAUAUAAAUAUUAACCCUUAUUUCAUAGAAAAUAAAUUUUGAAAUAAAUGUUUAAAAUUAAAUUAUAACAUCUUAAAUUAGAAAAAGCAAUACCAGUAACGUUGUCCCCAUUAAAUUU